This is a messenger RNA of Myxocyprinus asiaticus (Chinese sucker), 1830 nucleotides long. Its product is annotated as excitatory amino acid transporter 1-like. The record is from RefSeq and is a predicted model, not a curated record. Gene Ontology annotation, molecular function: glutamate:sodium symporter activity; L-glutamate transmembrane transporter activity; neutral L-amino acid transmembrane transporter activity. Bases 4 to 1506 code for a protein of 500 amino acids. Gene Ontology annotation, biological process: L-glutamate transmembrane transport. Gene Ontology annotation, cellular component: plasma membrane. Lineage: Eukaryota; Metazoa; Chordata; Actinopteri; Cypriniformes; Catostomidae. The transcript has 10 exons.
AAGAUGGGCGGCAUCACGCGAGACAGUGUCAAGACCUUCCUUUGGAAGAACACAUUUGUAAUCUUCACUGUGGCUGCAGUGGCUUUAGGGGUGCUGCUGGGUUUUGCUCUCAGGCCUCAUAACCUGUCCAUCAGGGAGGUGAAGUAUUUUUCUUUCCCUGGAGAGCUGCUCAUGAGAAUGCUUCAGAUGCUUGUUCUACCACUCAUCGUCUCCAGUCUUGUCACAGGAAUCUCGUCCUUAGACAGCAAGGCAUCUGGGAAGAUGGGAAUUCGGGCCAUCAUCUACUACAUGGUGACAACGUUUAUAGCUGUUUUCAUCGGUAUUGUCAUUGUGAUUCUUAUCAGGCCAGGGAAAGGGAGCAGGGACAGUCCGAUGACCUCUAGUGGCAGCAUUGAGCCAGUGCAGGCUGCUGAUGCCUUUCUGGACCUGAUAAGAAAUAUGUUUCCACCAAAUUUAGUUGAGGCCUGCUUCAAACAGUAUAAAACACUAUACAAGACGACUGUGCUGAUCGAAAAUGUCAGCAUCAUGGUCAAUGCCACAAUCUUGCAGACCGUCCAGAAGACACUGGAAGAAGUUGUCCCUGUUUCAGGUUCUUCUAAUGGGGUGAAUGCCCUGGGGCUGGUGGUCUUUUCCAUGUGCUUUGGUUUAGUGAUUGGAAACAUGAAACAGCAGGGCCAGGCUCUGCGGGACUUCUUUGACUGUCUGAAUGAGGCCAUAAUGCGCUUGGUGGCUAUCAUUAUCUGGUAUGCUCCGGUGGGCAUCCUCUUCCUGAUUGCAGGGAAGAUUGUGGAGAUGAAGGAUCUUGCGCAGGUGGGAGGACAGUUAGGGAUGUACACGGUGUCUGUCAUUGUCGGGUUGCUCAUCCACGGCCUGUUUGUUCUACCUCUGCUCUUCUUUGUGGUGACCAAGAAGAAUCCGUACACCUUCACUGCUGGGCUGCUGCAGGCUCUGAUCACUGCUUUCGGCACCUCGUCCAGUUCUGCUACCCUGCCCAUCACCUUCCGUUGUCUUGAGGAAAACAACCAUGUGGACAAAACAGUGACGCGAUUUGUGCUGCCAGUCGGAGCUACAAUUAACAUGGAUGGAACAGCUCUGUACGAGGCAGUGGCAGCCAUUUUUAUUGCCCAAGUCAAUGACAUGGACCUAAAUUUUGGGCAAAUCCUCACCAUCAGCAUCACGGCGACUGCUGCCAGCAUUGGAGCAGCAGGCAUCCCUCAGGCUGGGCUGGUUACCAUGGUGAUAGUAUUGACAUCGGUGGGACUGCCCACAGAGGACAUUACACUGAUCAUUGCAGUGGACUGGUUCCUGGAUCGACUUAGGACCACCACCAACGUUUUGGGAGAUUCGUUUGGCGCUGGAAUUGUUGAACAUCUUUCACGUCAGGAACUUCAGAACCAAGAUGUAGAAAUAAUCAACUCUGUUAUCGAGGAGAAUGAAAAGCACUACCAGCUCAUCUGUCAGGAUAAUGAUCCUUUCAAUCUCUGCAACAGUGAAACCACCAUGUAACAGCCAUGGUAUUAAACAAACCUGGUAAUAUAGUGUACCUUAACCACUGUUCAAUAGAACAUUUUUCAAAAAAUCUAAAUAUGCUCAAUGGAAUGUUGCAAAGAGAACAGACAUAUCAGAAUGUACAGUAACUAAAAGAGACCCCAAUGCAAAUGUAUUGUUUGUGCUAUUAUCUGUAAGUAUAAAGGAAAUUACAUCAAAGGCAAAGUAGCACCCUAUUAAAAUAACACAAUGUUAGGUUUAUAAUUGCCUUUUUGGGACUGAUGAACAUUAAACAAAAAGGUCUUUUGGUAACAUUUUCUAUGAAGCCUGUAUUUAUAAUGC